Molecule: messenger RNA, 980 nt
Organism: Sclerotinia trifoliorum
Lineage: Eukaryota; Fungi; Ascomycota; Leotiomycetes; Helotiales; Sclerotiniaceae
Source: the annotation of a GenBank genome assembly
UGAAUGAGUGAAUGAAUGAUCUUUCUUGAUUGAAUCAUGCCCAUUGUGGGGAACUUGGAGAUCCGACUAGUUCAAUUCAACCCAACAUAACAAAAAAAAGAUGCAAGAAUUCUCCAUUGGCAGACAAACGGAGUCUACAAGUCAAUUAUUACGACAAAUUUUAGGGCAGGCAGUAUUGCGAUGGACGUUGAAACAAUGAAGAGGGUGCAUGAGGGACAAACGCGAUAGCAAGUAUCUACAGAUUUUAUAGAGGACAGAUCCGGCAAGUAACGCGAAACAGUGUACAAGCCGCAGGGCGUAGUGUACAAUGGUAGCGAUAGUGAUACUGUUUAUACGGCUCGAGAGGACGGAUGCGUGUAUCGGUCUACAAUAAAGGUUGUUUUUGCCUGGAAGCAAUCUUUUCAAAGGAUACUAAGACUGACAUCUAGUAUCUGGGAAAGAAAGGUAAGAAGAAUUAGUUACUUUUAUUUGUAUUUGUAGCCUCACUGGAUAUACUAAGAGGCUCAUAGAUUUGCAAAUAUAGUAUUAUUUCUGCCUCACUAUCUCAGGGCUGUCUACGGACUCGCAAACACGUUUACCUCGACAGAACAUACGAUUCUACUAUAGCGCUUCCUUUCAAAGGAGGCCCCCAUUAUCGACGAGCGUUUGCUGCUAUUGCUGGCAGAAGUGUAGGUCUAGAACCUUAGGCUGGUGGUUACAGGCACAAAUGAACAUGCAGCACGAUUACAUGUUCAAAAAGGAUGAAGGUUGCUUGGAAGAGGUCAAUACUGGGCAGGAGGGAAAUCGCUGGUGGAACAGGAGUACUGGAUAACACCGGCAAAUACAUCACAUUUAGGCUGCGCAGAAAUAAUCCGCAACCCAGUGGAUUACGCAUAGUAUUAUUCCCUGUUCAGGAAGCUGCGGUUUCCUGAUGUAGAACCAUUGACAUUCAUAAUACUAAUGAAGCCUCUCUCCGAGUCAUCCAUCGCAAAUUCUACUCC